AUGGCCCUCGAUAUCGUCAUCCCGCUGCUCCCAUUCGAGAAGUACAUUAUUGCGCAUGCGAUCCUCUGUGUGAUCGGCUUCUUGGGGUUGCUGCCUCUCGGUGCUCUCGUCGCGCGCUACACGAGGACGUUCAGCCCGAGCUGGUUCACUGCGCACUGGAUCAUUCAGUUCGCCCUCGCGGGCCCUGUCAUCAUCGUUGGCGUGUCGAUGGGCAUCCACGCCGUCGUCCUUGCUGAGUCCGGCCCCAUCAACGACGUGCACAAGCAAUGGGGGAUCGCGAUCUUCGUGCUCUAUCUCGCGCAGCUCGCGUUCGGGGCUUCCAUCCACUACUUCAAGCCGAAGGCGUGGGCGAGGGGAACCGGCCGGCGCCCGUUCCAGAAUUACUUCCAUGCGGUGACGGGUCUGCUGCUCAUCGCGUUCGCCAUGUACCAGGUCCGCACGGGGUUCCGCACGGAGUGGCCUCUGCAGACGGGGCGGGGGCCCAUCUCGAACGGAGCGAACGUCUUCUGGUAUGUUUGGAUCGUGCUUCUGCCGGUCGUGUACUUCGCAGGGGUCAUCUUCCUCAUUCGACGUCAGUUCGCGCUAGAGAGGCAGGCGCGGAUGGGGGACACUGGCUCAACGGAGCCCAACGAACCCAUGGCUCACCAAGUGGAGCCCUCGACGGCGACAUCAACAGGCAAAGCGCAGUGA
Molecule: messenger RNA, 690 nt
Organism: Dichomitus squalens LYAD-421 SS1
Lineage: Eukaryota; Fungi; Basidiomycota; Agaricomycetes; Polyporales; Polyporaceae
Exons: 4
Coding region: 1-690 (229 amino acids)
Molecular function (GO): transmembrane monodehydroascorbate reductase activity
Source: RefSeq, a predicted model, not a curated record